AUGUGCUUUGAACCUGUAUUAAUAUUUUUUUUUCAGGAACCCACAACUUCAGGGAAAAAAUCUUCAAAGCAAAAUGAAAAUGUAGAUAGCGGCAGCGAGGCUUCUGAGGAACAUGCUGAGGAGGAGCGAAACCCAGAGACUGGAGUGUCCGAACCCGCCUCCCCGCAGGCUGUUGUCUCUGCUUCCAAAGUUUCAUCGCCGAAACAUCAGCCUUCGCCAUCAAAGCUGGAACCCGAGACCGUGGCGGCUGCCUCAGUUGUUUCGUUGACGGCCCCCGCCGAGCUCACUCAAGAGCAGGAAGAAGCAGCCGAUAAAGCUAGCGAAGAAAUGGACAAGGAGCUGCGCGACCUAGAGUUGACCAGCGUGCAACUCUAUCCCGAGAGCCGGCUGGUUAUUCUGCUGGCGAUACUCUUCCUAAUCUGGAUCAUAUUCCUGGUGCUUUCGGCAUCGGUCAAGCACGGCCUGCUUCCACCGCCGAGCGACGAGUCGACGAUGCACACUGUUGCUCCAACAACGCGAGAUCACUGGCCCCCUGUGUGGCCCCCUAUAACGUACAGCACGCAAAAACCAAAGGAACCACCGACCAAUUCCACCGCAACCACGCAAGAGCCGCUGCGGGGGGACUUCAUAUGCUCGAGCGAUUACUGCCAAAGAGAAGGCAACUACUUGCGUGCUUUGACCACUCAAUCCACGAAGGAACCGUGCGAAAACUUUUACGAGCACGUUUGUGAGGCCUGGAAGAAGUCGGCCUCCCGGAGGAUCCAAGAGUUGCCAGGAGCAGCGGUCUCCACCGACACUCUGCUGCAAGCGUCAAUGGAAGCUCAGUUGUUGGCCUACAUAAAGGACACGGCGCACGCAGAUGUCACUCCUGCCCGAGCACUGUACGAUAUGUGCAUGAAUAGGGGCUUCGCGAACGCUGCGCUCUUGGACACAAAGCAGCUGCUUCGCCAGUGGGGCUCGGACUGGCCACAAAAGGGUCGCGCUAGCAGCUCUACCAAGGAAGUGUGGCACUUUGCUGCCAAGCUGAUGCGGGUGCUGGGUGUGCCGUCGCUGGUGGGCAUCGAGAUCGGCCUCGACCCGUGGAACCUCGAACAGAACAUCAUUGAGGUAGGCCCACCGAGAACAAUGUUCUUCUCCAAGGACGUCUCGGAGCCGCGGGUCAUGACACUCUUCAGUGACGCGACGCGCGCCGCUGCAAAGGCGCUGAACCCGAACGACGCAGACGCCGCCAACGCGGCAGCCAAGGACGUCAGCAUCGCCUUAGCCAGUAUCUCGCUUCACCAACUCGACGACCUGGGAACGUCGCCCCUGGACUUCCAGCUGGAUAAGUUCGGCUCGCUGGGGAAAGGCGUGCAGUACUUUCUACGCACCGUCGUCGAGAACGUCACAACACUCGAUUCUCGCACCCGGCUGCUGGUGCACCGAAGUCCGCUGUUCCGUCGAGAGCUGGACGAAACCGUGAACAGCUUGCCUCCUCGCGCCAUGCUCAACUACCUGGGCCUACUGGCUCUCGUGGCGCUGUCCCCAUUUCUGCCUGAGCGGUUGAGUUCUCUCCGCGUACUCCACUCGGUGCACACGCUUGGACGGGCCGAGAACGGCAGCAACGAGCUUCUGUGCCUGCGCGCGGUGAGCCAGGCUUAUCCUGCCUGCUUGGCGGCGGCGUCGCAGACGCUGUACAAGAACACGCACCGGUCCGUGUGGCUGUCGCAACUCGAGUCCCUAUUCGUGGGAUACGUGCGCAACGUCGUGUGGAUGGACAAUCUGACGUCCUUGUUCGUGCGCUAUAAGAUGCAGCACCACCAUUUGGCGCGGUUUUUUCCCGCCUGGCCUUUGGGUGACUGCAAUGCCACGACCGGAGCCGCUUCUUCCAAAGCCAUUGUCGCUUUCGUGGACGCCGUCAGUCUUCGUCAAACACAGGAGCUUCAACAGCUCGGAAAGUCUCCGCUGCAGGCGAGCACUGGCUCCCCGUUGUCCGUGUGGCCUCGGUACCGGCUGUGCCUGCGGUUAUUUCAGAUCCCCGUAGGGCUGGUCAACGAUUCGGUGCCGGCCAAUGGCACCUUCUUCGCGCUGCACCUGUCACGCCUGGCGGUGCGGCUGUAUGCAGCGCUGGCGCAGCUGCUCUACGAAGGCACCGUGUACGAACGCGAGAUCCCGCUCUAUUUCACAGAGGAGGCGGAACGCACGCUCGAGGACCUACUCGACUGUUUGUUGUGCGACGCGCGGCGCAGAUUCCCGCACGGCCUCCGUGCAGAGCGAGUGCGCAACGCUCUGCUGGAACAGGUGCUGGCCCUACAGCUGGGCUUUCUGGCUUUCCGCCGCCUGCUGGCCGUGCGGCGCAUCUGGAGCUUCGACUUCCGCCUCUCGACGCUGCCGGAGGUCACCUCGGACCAACUGUUCUUCCUCUACUACGCGCUGGAUCACUGCGAGCUCAGUGACGCCGUGUUCGAGUCGCACCAGUUCGAGGCUUACCGCCGCCUGCCCUCCGCGGUGCGCGUCAACAUGGCGGUGCGCCAGUCGACGCGGUUCGCACAAGCUUUCCGCUGUCCGCCAGGUUCACCCAUGGUGGCGGGAGAGCCGUGCCAAGUUCUACGAUAAGAGGAUUCCAAGUGAUAAACCAGUUGGGCUCUUGGCAGAGCAGGACCUGCGGGCGAUA
This is a messenger RNA of Dermacentor silvarum, 2653 nucleotides long. Its product is annotated as neprilysin-1-like. The record is from RefSeq and is a predicted model, not a curated record. The transcript has 3 exons. Lineage: Eukaryota; Metazoa; Arthropoda; Arachnida; Ixodida; Ixodidae. Gene Ontology annotation, biological process: protein processing. The coding region runs from base 1 to 2595 and encodes 864 amino acids. Gene Ontology annotation, molecular function: metalloendopeptidase activity. Gene Ontology annotation, cellular component: plasma membrane.